UUCAAUCUACAUGUGCCUCAAUAUUACAUGUUUCUUUCUCUAUUUAUACCAAAAGAAGUUGAAAGAAAUGAAUUGCGAACCUUCGCCAUGCACAACUUUACCCUACUGCCCAGAUCCACACUUGCAAAGGUUUGUGGAUACAUCUGCUCACUUUUCAUGUAAAGAAGGAUAUUAUCGUGCAGCCAUGUCCCAGGAUUCAGACAUCCGAAACACUGACGUAUUUGAUCGUCUAUGGGAAUUUCUAGGCCCAAUGCAUUCUGUCCAGCCAAAAGACUUGAAUUUUACCAGCGAUCCGACAGAAAAAGUUUCUACAAACAAGAUAGAGAUUAGCAUGGACUGUAUCAGGAUGCAGGACUGUGAUCUUAGUGAUCCUAUGUGGGUCAACAUUGGUUUUGUACUGAUUUGCUGUAUGAAACAACGAUCCUUAUUGUGUCCAAGCGACAUCCAAGUCCUGACUGAACUCGAAAAUAACCAGAAACCCAAACGAAACCAAUGGAAGUGUCCUCAGUGGAGCGCUGAACUUGAGGAGACUCCUAACAGUGAAACCAGGACCAAGAAGCAAACAAAGUCCUCAGCCAAUUAA
Molecule: messenger RNA, 583 nt
Organism: Pelobates fuscus (common spadefoot toad)
Lineage: Eukaryota; Metazoa; Chordata; Amphibia; Anura; Pelobatidae
Product: tumor protein 63-like
Exons: 5
Coding region: 11-583 (190 amino acids)
Source: RefSeq, a predicted model, not a curated record